Drosophila melanogaster (fruit fly) is the source of this 2163-nucleotide messenger RNA. RefSeq names its product stasimon (gene stas). The transcript has 3 exons. The record is from RefSeq and is marked reviewed. Gene Ontology annotation, cellular component: membrane. NCBI's taxonomy places the organism in Eukaryota, Metazoa, Arthropoda, Insecta, Diptera, Drosophilidae. The coding region runs from base 446 to 970 and encodes 174 amino acids.
UUAAUCAACACUGCGCCUUCGGCCACACUGGUCGUGACGGAAAUUUCUGAAAUUAAUUUAUUUUAAAUUGACUUUUAAGCGUGAUCGUUCGCCGAAAAAGUCGGCUAAAGUGAAAAGCAAUAGAAAAAAUUUAAAAAAAUUGCUAUUAGCGCAGUAGUCAACUACAAUUACUCUAGUUAACGCAGUUUUAGCCAACUUCCUAUUUUUUUUAUAUUGAUUAAAUUCAUUGUUGUAGACACACGCACAUACACAUACGCAUAGGCACGCGGAUAGAGAGAAGAACAACAAAUUGUGACUGGCGCGCAAAUAGGCACACAAAUAGCAUUAACAAUUGAUAAAUAGCCUAGACGCUAAAUGAGUCAAUCGUGAAUUAAAAUCGGAUAUAGAAGGCUUAUUAAAUUUUCCUUCUUCAACUCGGGCUUACGUACAUCGUGUCAAAGCCACAAUGUCUUACUGCAGUGGUGUGGCCAUUUCCGCUGACGAGGGGAUUACAAUGCGCAAUGGCAGGGCAAAGGCGCUCCAGGAACACUCCCCGGAUCAGGUGGCUACUCCACUGUUGCCACAGGUGCCGCCACAGGAGCAACAAGAUCUUAAUCCACAGCAACAACAGCAGCAGCAGCAACAACAACAGGCCACUCCGCAAAAGCAGGCCAUGUCCGCAGACGAGAAGAAGGCCACCAAGAAGUCCCUGGUCAUCGUAGCGGGCAUUUUUGUGGCCAGCUUGGUCACCAUGUGCUAUGUGUACGCCAUAUUCCCCGAGCUCAACGCGUCGGAGAAACAACACUUGAAAAUUCCGCGUGAUAUCCAAGAUGCUAAGAUGCUAGCCAAGGUCCUUGAUCGCUACAAGGACAUGUACUACUUCGAAGUGAUGUUUGGCGUCGUGGUCGCCUACGUAUUGUAUCCUUUUACCAAAUCCAAAAGUACAAAUCCAAAGUACGAAAAAUGGCAUGAAAAGUCGGUCGCCGACUGAUUAGAUAAUAAAAGAGUUCUAUCGUUCGGCGGUGACCUUGACCCGAUUACCAAAAAUGAAGACCCCGCCACUACAAACUAUUCACGGUCAGUCGGGCGUUUGUGUGUGUUUCCACCUUAAUUAAUUCACGAUCACCGUUUGAAGCGCAUAGUGUGCAUAUUAAAUACGUGGGUAGCACGGGGAAGUGCGAGUGAGAUAGCUGUAGGAAGCAGGGGAGCCGCUGAGGUUGCCUUCUUGCUCUUACUUACUACUUGCACUCUCUGGGGUGGACCGUAUUUCUUUGGAUUUUCCUCACACGCUAGCAUUUCGUGUUACUAGAAUUCAAUGCAAACAAAAAAAUAAACCCACAAUGCUCAAAACUGGUUCUUCACUGUGCGUAUGAGUAAUAAAAUAACGUAUACGCAAUGUUAACUGUGUUGCUAUUAGUUUAUUUAGAAAAUGUUUUGCUAACCCAACUGGGUUUAAGAUAUUUUAAAAUGAUUAGUUUUUAUCGGUGCGUGUCAAGUUUAUCGUUUUAAUAAGGUCCACUCCAGUGCACGCAGCAUGUGCUACCUAAAAAUCGACUUUGGUCGUUUAUAUGACGCAUUCUUUGUAUUUGUUGCUGUUUUCGUCGCGAAAAUCAGCUGAGCUGGACAUUAUUUUGUUGUCGUCAGUGUUUUGAUUUUUUGUAUUUUGUUUAUUGCUCUUCUUCUUCCGCACUCAAGUGCGUUUUUAGCAGGAAUAAACAAAAAAAUAAAGAGGCAACCUAGAAGCGAAAUCAAAAGCUAAAGCACAUACGUAACUUUAUAGCCUUGCGCCAGUGUGUUAGUGAGCAUUUUUUAUUGGCCCGUGCAUUUGUUAUCGGGCAUUUGUUGAAUACGUGGUCCGAUGCCAGAUGGAACGAGACUGUGGGGGAUUCUCGGACGAUGGGGGUGUCAUUGUCAACUCUUUGCGUCUAUAAAUACCCGCCCACAGACGUUCGAGCACGCGUCCAACUAGUCGUACGAUCUGUCUUUAAUCCCAAGCACAGUGGUUCCAAGAAAGAACGUAUUUUGCUAGCCAAUGUGACAUGACAUGUUUUUAGCCAAAAAAUAAACAAAGAAUACUGGCAAUCUCCUAAAACAUCUCUCUAAUAGUUUCGCUAAUUUUGCCAUAUAAAACAUAUCAAUGUGGCAAUACGUCGAAUAGGUCAUUAAAUUUAGUUGCCACUGCAG